Messenger RNA from Dromaius novaehollandiae (emu), 5144 nucleotides. RefSeq names its product maestro heat-like repeat-containing protein family member 2B. The transcript has 42 exons. NCBI's taxonomy places the organism in Eukaryota, Metazoa, Chordata, Aves, Casuariiformes, Dromaiidae. Gene Ontology annotation, cellular component: cytoplasm. The record is from RefSeq and is a predicted model, not a curated record. The coding region runs from base 1 to 5121 and encodes 1706 amino acids.
AUGCGGAGACUCCGGGCGCUCCGAGGUCUCUUCGCUUGUGGAGGCUGCUGGUCCCGGCCUCCCGUUCGGGAGGAUGGAGGCAGGGCGGCAGAGUCCGUCCCUGCAGCCGUCCCCACCUUUGCUGGGCGAGUGGCUUCUCUGUCAAACCGCCUGCAAGAGGAGGAGGGCGACAGAGCGGAGGUCUACCGAGAGCUGGAGAGAGUCCUGCAGGGCGACGACGGCCGCGUGCAGAGCGCUGUCCUGGCCAGAGUGAUCGCAGCGGCCUCGAGGGACAUGAGAGCGGCGCAGGGCGUGACGGAGCAGGUGCGGACGGCCGCCAGCGACGUCCUGGUGGCUCUGGCCCGCUGCCACUUCGACAGCGUCAUGUGCGAGCUGCAGUGCCGCCUGAGGGCCCUGGGAGAGAUCUCCGAGGACCUCGUGUUCGUCACCUUGGGCAAGCUGGCCAGCAGCUACGCCCUGCGGUGCGUCCCCUUCGUGGGCAUGACGCUCUUCGCCCUGCGCACGAUGCUGAGCCAGGUGGGGAGCAGCCGGACCCUGCGCGCCGUCUGCAGCGUCCUGGAGCAGUGGUCGAAGGCCGUGAACAGCUACCUGGGCGCCUGGGAGCAGUGCAGCUUCCCGCGCGUGGGGCAGGCCCAGCUCUGCAGCAGCGUUUCCCCGCUCUUCGGCCACGCGGUGGGGAGCUGGCUGGGCUGCGAGGAGGAGGAGGCCAAGCAGGCCGUCCUGGGGGCGAUGGCUGCCAUGAUGGGCCUCCUCGUGCGCGAGGAAGAGCACCGCGAGCGCGUGUGGGAGCAGCUCCCCUGGCUCCUGGGCCAGUACCAGCAGGUCCAGGACUCUUUCCGGGUGACCAAGGCGCUGAGUUAUUUCCUGGCGGUUUUGGGGGAAGUGCAGGUCCCCAUCCCCCAGGACGAGGUUGAGGCCAUCGGCACCGCUGUGCACCGCCAGCUCAGUGACGGGAGCAAGCAGCACAGCGGGGAGCACCGGUCGGAGCUGUCCUCCUGCGUCCUGCUGCUGGCCCGAGUUUGCCCUGAGGACACGGUGGCCUUUCUGCGCUCGCAGCUGGGGAGUCGGAGCGAGGCCGCGCGCGUGGUGUCCUUGGAUCUGCUCGGAGCCCUGGUGCGCCCCACAGCAGAGAGAGGCCAGAGCCUGCCCCUGCUCGUGCAGGCGGUGCGCUGCGCGCUGGGAGACCCCAGCAGGAAGGUGGCGAGGGCAGCGCUGCGCUUCACCAAGGAGCUGCUGGGCUGCAGCGUCCAGAGCUGCUCGGCCUGGGACCUGGUGGCCCACGUCUUCGCCACGUUCAGCCAGGCCUCCGGCAGACUGGCGCAGGGAAAGCUGUCUGAGGCAGAAGCGCAGGAAGCAGCAGAUCUUCAAGCCCUGUGCUUGGACAUCCUGCGCUCCCUGGACGUCUCCGUCCGGGGGAUGACCAAACUCCUGUGGCCGCGGCUGCUGCAGUACGUGGUGCCAGCCCAGUACACCGGCACGUUGGUGCCGCUCUGCCGGUGCCUGCGAGAGCUGGCCGAGAGCCGGGGGAGAGCAGGGGGCGAGGACGGAGAGGAGGAGCCCAACGUCGCGGCCUCCCGGCAGCGAGCCAAGCUGCCGAGGCCGCAGGCCCUGCUGGCUCGCCUGCUGGUGAGUAGGGGCCCCGGGGAAAGCGCUUCGGGGCCUGGAGGCGGCGGGAGAGGUCGGGGCAGAGCCGCGUCGCAGGCCGGGGCCGGCAGCCCGCGGGGAGGAAGCGGCGUGCGGGAGCGAGUCGGAGCCUCCCCGGCCCCGCGGGACCCUGCUGCUGCGCGGGGGAGAAGCCGGCGGCGCCGGGGAGAAGCUCCCGGCUGGGUGGUGGCGGCGGCUCCUCACACUGGCGGCGGCUGCGGCGUCGCUGCCCUGCGGCUGCUGCGGGCCCUGUCCGCAGAGAUCCACGGCGCCCUGGGGAUGGUGUGGGCCGUGAAGAUCCCCUUCCUGCUGCAGUGCCUGGAAGGGCAAAGCGAGAGCUGCCUGGACUCUGCCGAGUGGGAGCAGCUCCUGCUCAAGUUCCUGAGGACGUCGCUGGAGACGAUCGAGAGCCAGGCCUGGACCGUGGGCCUGAGCGUGGAGCUGAGCCAGCAGACGGGCAGCUACCCCCGGCCGUCCCGGGAGCAGGCCUUCCUGUAUAAAGCUGUCGGGGUGUCCCUGGCAGCGUGUCGGCACGUCCCCUACGUCCGCCGGGAAAUGAAGAAGUAUCUGUUAAGGAUGAAUUACUUGGAGGUGUCUGAGAGAGAGGCGAUGAUUUCGGUUGUGGCCGGCUCUGCCGAGAGCCACUUCCACCUUGCCUUGGAGGUGCUGCAGGAGUUUGGGGCGUCCAUGGAGGAAAGACCAGUGUCCGGGGCUUUCAAACGCCUGAAGGAAUACCACCAGGGGAAGAGAGCGGGGAGGCACGCGGCCCUCGUGCUGGCCUACGGCCGGAUCGCGCUCCGCGCCCCGCCGGAGCAGCUCCUGGCCCGCGUGGAGAGCGACGUCGUGGGGCGCAUCCUGCGGCACUACCGCGCCAGCUGCCAGGUGCUGGGCUUCUCCUUCUCCACCAAGGACGUGCAGCUCAAGCUGGCGCUGAUCCGGAGCGUCACCGAGGUCAGCCGGGCCGUGCGGGUGGCGGGGGGCUCCCGCGGCGUGGAGCUCUGCCGCAAACGGGAGCUGCUGGACACCUUGCUGGGCUUCGUGCAGGGGGAGCCCCGGGAUCGCCUGGCGUCCCCCGUGCGCCGGGAGGCGUUUGUGGCCGUGGGGCACUUGAGCAAACUGAAGCCAUCGCUGAGCCGGGAGGAAAACCGCGACCUCCUGGAUCAGUGUGUGCAGAGCGUGAUGCCCCUGCCUGCCCUGGAGCCGGCGGAAGAGGAGGGGGCGACGGCGGCAGACGCCGGGCACGUGCAGGGUCUGCACGCGCGGACCAUGGGGGCUCUCGGCGAGCUGCUGACGGCCCUGCUGGAGGAAGACCUCAGCUCGGACUGGCUCGCGGAGAUGCUGCACGUGCUGGAGUACUGGCUCACCUCGGCCAAGGAGUGGGAGCGGGAGAGGGCCCUGCAGGCCUGCGCCCAGCUGCUGGGCGCUUUCGAGGAGCGAUUCGAGCUCACGGGAGAAACCUCUUUCGGGCCCUUUGGCUCCAUGGUGGGACUGCUGGCGCCUUUCACCUGCGACUCGCUGGCCACGUCCUGCCAGCGGGCAGGGGCCUGCCUCGGCCACCUCCUCCGCAUACAAGGCAGGACGCUGGAGACGGGGGCCGAGGAGGACGAGGUGCAGCCCUUGUGCCAGCGGCUGAGCGCCCCAGACGCCGAGGCUCUGCGCCAGGCUUCCUCCAGACUCAGAAAGAUCGUCUGCAAACACAUCCCGCCAGCGCAGGCCACGGACUUCCUCUCCGCCGCCCUGGACGGGAUGCUGUCGGCCCAGUCCGCGUGUGCUCAGGCAGCGGGCGAGUGGCUGCUCACCUUCCUGGAGACGUGCGGGGGGCAGCUGUUCACGGAGGUGCCAGAAAUCCUGAGCAUCAUCUACGUCCGGAUGCCGACCAUGCAGCAGGACACCCUCCGGCACUUCCUCCUGGAGGCCGUGUCCCUGCUCGCCCUCUACCACCCCGGGGCCGUCAUCGACAGCCUGCUGCAGAAGCAGCUGCCCAUGGACAGUGACACCGAGGAGCUGUGGAGGGUCCUGGGGGGGAAGUUCUUUGUGGACCACUUCCUGCGGGUCUUGAUGGAAAAACUGAAGAACUCGGGAAGCGACCAGCCCAGGACCAGCUCUGCCAAGCCCGAGGCAGAGGAGGAGGAGGCUGCGCUGGAGCCUCUCAAGAUGACCCGGGCCAUCUCUGUGGUGGUGUCAGCGCUGCAGAGCCCGGAGGCUGUGCUGCGCCUGCUCCCGGAGCUGCUGCCGGUGCUGCUGAAGCAGAUCAGCGCCACAGUGGGCAAGGAGAUGCCGUCUUCCGCACUCAUCACCCGGGGAAAGCUGUUCCUGAAGGGCCACGCGAGCGACGACAAUCCUUGCAGGCUUUCCCUGGAGACCCUGGAGGCGGUGCUGCGCACGUGCCUCGACGGGAAGUGGCUGCGGCUGCUGCGGCAGCAGGGCGCCUGGGCUGCCCUGGAAGACCCCCGGGCUCACCACGACGGCGUCUGCCUGCUGACCGGGGUGCUGCUCCGCGCCGGGACCGUCUCGCUGCCCCUGGUGCUGGUGCUGACCCGGUGGCUGGACGCCCCCUCGGCCAACCUGCGGGUCACGGCCGCGGCUUUCUGUGCGGAGCUGAUGAAGGAGCCGGCGCUGCAGGAGUGGAGGUGCCUCCAGCCCAUCGCGAGGGCCUUGCUGGAGAAGCUGCGGGACUCGAGCAGCACCGUGCGGCAGAUGGCAGCGCGCGGCCUGGGCAACCUGGUCAGCGGGGCGCCGGAGAAGCUGCGAAAGCACAAGGGAGCGGUGCUGGAGGCGCUGCGGAGGGGCCUGGAGGACGCGGCCGCGGCGGAGGUGGUGGCAGAGAGCCUGCUGGCGCUGGCGAAGGUGGUGACGGAGCUGAAGGGGAAGGCUGUGGGCUCCGCCUUCAGGGACAUCGCCAGGGCCACCAAGGGGUUCUUCGAUGCUGAGCAGGCGUCGCUGCGCUCGGCGGCCUUCACCCUGUACGGGGUGCUGGCCGCCUCUGCCACGAGCAGGUGGAGGUCUUUCUUCACGGCGGAGCUGGGCAGCACGUGGGCCACCCUCGUCCUGCACCUCCGGGACCCCGACCCGGGCGCCUCCAUGGCGUGCCAGGGCGCCCUGCGGCUGUGCGCCCCGUUUCUGGGGCUGCGGAGGGUGCGGCAGGGCCUCGCCGUCACCACCCGGCUGAGCGCGGCCGAGCUGCUGGGCGACGUCUGCAGCCAGCUGGCCCAGGAGAGCCCCGAGCACCAGGAGAUGCUGUACGUCGCCGCCCGGCGCCGCUUCCUGGGGAGCUGCGGGGAGCUGCAGGCUGCGGCCCUCGACGUCGCCGGGGUCCUCGUGGAGCACGCGGGCCUCGAGUGGCUGACGCGGGAGGAAGCGAUGCCGCUCUCAGCAACUCUGCGGGUGCUGCGGAGCGACGGGGACCCGCGGGUGCAGCAGGCGGCCGCUCGGCUCCUCCGGGACACCGGCCUCGAGCAGCCCCCGCGGCGGCGCUGAAAUAAACCUCGCCGGGAACCUGC